GGCAUAUUAUUUUUGUACUUAUGUUUAUUACAAAAAAAACUUCUAAAUUUAUGGCAGAGUUAGAAAAGUAAAUAUUAGAUUAACCUUGUCAGCUACAAUAUGGUCUUACGCAGAUCUAGUUAUCUGCACGAUAAGACUCGUGUUUAACGUUUAUAUUAGACGUGAAGAAACAUUUAAAAUUUUCGGUAAGAAAGAAAUCUACGUGAAAAAGUAAAGUGGUUCAAAAUUAAUUGUAUUUUACAUAUUAUCUAUGACAUUUGUUGUGUAAUUAGAAACGGUGGAACUUUCUACUCAGUACAGCUAGAAUCAUGGAUAAUACUGAACUACGGUUUGAGCCAAUGAUGGAUGAGCUAAGUCUGCAGCUCCAGGAAUUAUGCCAAGGAGCUAUGCCUGCCGGAGAGAUGAAGGUCUAUCCUUCCGGUUCAGUCCUCACAAGAGCUUACCAAGGAUAUGCUCAUCAGAUCCUAGACAUGGAGGUCAGGGAAGACGACAUCUGGAUCAUUACCUUCCCUAAAUGUGGUACAACAUGGACGCAAGAAAUGGUAUGGCUAUUAAAAAACAACCUAGACUUCAAUAAAGCCAAAUCCACGUAUUUGCAUCAUAGAUUCCCUCUAUUAGAGUUCAAGCCUAUGUGCGGGGACAAACUGGCUGAUAGUACACCUGAUAACAUACAACUGAUAAAUAAAUCCGCUUCUCCUCGCUUCAUCAAGAGUCAUCUGCCAUUACAACUGCUUCCGAGACAGAUUUGGACCAAGAAACCUAAACUGAUAUACGUGUUCAGAAAUCCCAAGGAUGUGGCUUUAUCAUACUGUCAUCACUACAGGAUAUUCAAAAACUACGUUGGUCCAAUUGAGCUUUUUCUUGAGGGUUUCAUUCAAGAUAAAGCCAGUUUUUCUCCGUUUUGGGAUCACGUUCUAUCUUUCUGGAAUAUCAGAAAUGAACCCAAUAUUUUCUUCAAUACCUAUGAGGAGAUGAAACAGGCAGAAGAAACAAAUGCAACUGUAACAGUAGGUGCCGCUGAACUAUGACGAGUACAGCCAGCUAGCUCACUGCCUGUCAGGAUACAUGCGAACUCAUACAUCACGUCACAGUCGCACUAUUGGAUUACUUCGCGUAUAUGAGAGCUCGUGUGUUCACACAACAAAUACUUCAAACUAACGUUAACUAAUAUGCGUAGCAGAACUUAACAACCGGCAAUUAACGUUGCCUAUUACGACACGCACGUGUGACAUCUGGAGAAUUGUCGCGAUGAGGAAGCCUUCGGAUGGCGAAGGUGAAGUUAUAUGCAGGUUCCUGGGCGAGUUCCGUUACUCCUAACAGGUAUGACAGCUGUCUCGACUAGAACUAUGUAACGAGCAGUUUUUCGAACAUUCUUGAUCGUAUUAAGAAUAUAUCGAUGAGCAUCCCACUCAUCAGAUACGGAUUAAAGAACCUCUAUCUUGUCUUUUCCUUCUGCGUUAAAUACAACUUUGUGGAUGGCCACUUCAUGUUUCCUGUAUUGUUUCCUUUACUUCACAAGGGAAUGUUUAAAAUAAAAUUUUUAGAAAAUCUGUAAAAUAAAGGAGCCUUGGUAAGGGUAAAUUUAAGGGAAGAGCAAUACAACCCUAAUGAUUGGUGUACGAAGAAAGUAUAAUUUCCACUCAUCAUUUAAUGUGUUCUGGUAAGUUUAACUGUGGAUUUUUAAUAUGCUUUGUGUGUAAGCCUGAACAAUACUUACUUUCAGAAAGUAAAAUCCUAUUCUCUCAGAUGGACACACCAUCACUAGAACAUGUAAAACGAGAUUUGUAAACGCUGUGAAAAAUAAUAGUACUCAUAAUAAAUAAAAUAGAAUAGAAAACGCCGGAUAAUUUUUAGUUAUCGUGUUCUUGCGAGAGUGAUUUUCUGUGUUGAAGUGAUAGCAUAUUUCUUCACGGCUUAUAAAUUACUUCUUUGGUUAGGAAGGGUUUCAAAAGUUAAUCACGUAGUUAAUCCAUACAUUUAGUUGUCAAUACCUCCCAAACUCCACGGUUAUCAACAACCUCUCUAUAAAAAGCUACAAAUCUUGGGAACGUAGUACAAUGCAAUUAUCUAUACUUUUGUUAAUAAAUUAUUUUUAACUAUUUCAUUUUAUACGUGACAUGUUGAGGAUUUUGAAUUUCUCUUACCCCCGCACUGUGGGAAAAGGAAAAUAUGUUUAAUGAAUGAAAACUAACUUUAAGUAGGCUAACAAUAAUUUCCCAAAAUGGUUGUCAUUUUUUCACUUGAUGUCUCAAGAUAAUAUUUAUCUUCACUUAGUAUAGAGCAGCAAUGAAGGUUUUAGUGAAGAAUUUAAGAGAACACUUUACUUAUUAAAGAAAACUUUGUUUAUUCUUAUAAAAGAUCCAAUAAUUAGUUAAGCAGUGGUACUUACGUAUACAUAAUUAAUUUCUAAAACAAUAAUUAAUUUCUGGUACUUACGAGUACAUUUAAACCUAAGCUCCACAAAAAAUAGGUAUGUGUUUGAUUGUGUUUUAAUGAUAUUUCCGACUCUUAAUUACAAUAACGUUACAACUUAUAUGUUCUCUAAGUUAGUUUGAUUGAUGUUACAUCUAGACUAAGUUCAUUGGUGAUUCAUUGUUUUAAGGGGGUUAAGAAUAAAAUUCGAAUUAUAUUCAUUAUUAUUAGUUCUU
This is a messenger RNA of Homalodisca vitripennis (glassy-winged sharpshooter), 2648 nucleotides long. Its product is annotated as luciferin sulfotransferase-like. Gene Ontology annotation, molecular function: sulfotransferase activity. The transcript has 7 exons. Gene Ontology annotation, biological process: sulfation. The record is from RefSeq and is a predicted model, not a curated record. NCBI's taxonomy places the organism in Eukaryota, Metazoa, Arthropoda, Insecta, Hemiptera, Cicadellidae. The coding region runs from base 309 to 1028 and encodes 239 amino acids. Gene Ontology annotation, cellular component: cytoplasm.